Balaenoptera ricei (Rice's whale) is the source of this 4009-nucleotide messenger RNA. RefSeq names its product fatty acid 2-hydroxylase (gene FA2H). The record is from RefSeq and is a predicted model, not a curated record. Gene Ontology annotation, molecular function: ATP binding; protein kinase activity; iron ion binding. NCBI's taxonomy places the organism in Eukaryota, Metazoa, Chordata, Mammalia, Artiodactyla, Balaenopteridae. The transcript is spliced from 17 exons. Gene Ontology annotation, cellular component: membrane; endoplasmic reticulum. Gene Ontology annotation, biological process: fatty acid metabolic process; cell surface receptor signaling pathway; lipid biosynthetic process.
GCGGCAGCGGCUCAGGGGAUGUUAGAGGCCCGCUGGGCGGCCGCGGAGCAAACGCGCAGGCUUCGAGCUGCGAGCUCCGGUCUCCCGCCAUGGCCCCCGCUCCGCCCCCCGCCGCCUCCUUCUCCCCCGCCGAGGUCCAGCGGCGCCUGGCGGCCGGCGCCUGCUGGGUCCGCUGCGGGGCCCGCCUCUACGACCUCACCGGCUUCGUGCGGCACCACCCAGGGGGCGAGCAGCUGCUGCGGGCACGGGCUGGUCAGGAUGUUACCGCCGACCUGGACGGGCCACCGCACCGGCACUCGGACAACGCGCGCCGCUGGCUCGAGCAGUACUACGUGGGGGACCUGCAAGGAGACCCUCAGGGUUCCGUGGAGAAUGGGGCUGUGACCUCUGCAAGCGCUCAGAAGACAGACCCUGCGAUGGAGCCAAAGCUCAAAGCAGUGGACUGGGACAAGGACCUGGUAGACUGGCGGAAGCCCCUACUGUGGCAGGUAGGCCACUUGGGAGAGAAGUAUGAUGAGUGGGUCCACCAGCCGGUGACCAGGCCCAUCCGCCUCUUCCACUCAGAUCUCGUCGAGGCCCUCAGCAAGACUGUCUGGUACAGCGUCCCCAUCAUCUGGGUUCCCCUGAUGCUGUAUCUCAGUUGGUCCUACUACCGAACCCUCGCCCAGGGCAACGUCCGACUCUUCACGUCCUUCACCACAGAGUACUCAGUAGCCAUGCCUGAGUCCACGUUCCCGGGCCUCUUCAUGCUGGGGCUGCUGCUCUGGAGUCUAGUAGAGUACCUCAUCCACCGCUUCCUGUUCCACAUGAAGCCCCCCAAUGACAGCUAUUACCUCAUCAUGCUGCACUUCGUCAUGCACGGCCAGCACCACAAGGCACCCUUCGACGAGUCCCGCCUGGUCUUCCCCCCGGUGCCAGCCUCUCUGGUGAUAGCUUUCUUCUAUGUGUUCUUACGGCUCAUCCUGCCCGAGGCGGUGGGGGGCACCGUGUUUGCAGGGGGCCUCCUGGGCUAUGUCAUCUACGACAUGAUCCACUACUAUCUGCACUUCGGCUCCCCGCACAAGGGCUCCUAUCUGUACCACCUGAAGGCCCACCACGUCAAGCACCACUUUGCACAUCAGCAGUCAGACUUCUCGCCCAGGAGGAAGGCAGUCGUCCGAGAAGCCGGGGUGUCUUCCUGGAACUGCGCACAGGACCGACUGGACGCCCUCAGGAGGGGCGAGGAUAUGGAUCAAUUGAGGCAGAUCAUCUCCUUAGGCCAGCUUAUCUACAACCAGUGUGAAGAGAUGAAAUACUGCCAGAAACAGUGCUGGCGUCUAAGGAACCAUGUCCAUGGCCUGCUGCAGCCUCUGCAAAUGCUCCAGGCCCAAGGAGAGAGGAACCUGCCCACCGAGAAAACCAAUGCCCUGAAACGUUUCCAGGCUGUCCUAGAGGAAGCUAAGGAGCGGAUAGAUUAGGUCAGCAAUAAAUCCAAUAUCCAGAAGUUUCUAACAGCAGGGCAUGACAGAAUACUCUUCAGUGGAGUGAACAAGAGGCUGAGAGAUGUCUGGGAGGAGUUCUCACUGCUGCUUCAGGUGGAUCAAUGGAUGCAUAUUUCGAGCAUCAGCCCAGGAGCAUUCUGGCAACAGGAAGAUCAAUAGGAUGCAGAGGAAGACAGGAAGGUUAUCCAAGGACUGAGAAGUGAAAAUGAAACCAUAGAAACUUUAUUGAGGCACUUGGAAAACAACACAAAGAAAACCAUCGAAACCGUGAGGAGCUGGAUGAGGUCAGUCCCACAGAAACGCAAGAAGGGGCUCCCAGAAGAUCAAGUCAAGGAGAUUAAGAAGGAGGAGCUUCCAGAAGCCAAUUGGAUCCUGCUAAAGGAAAAUUAAUUCAGCACACUUUAUGAAGGAAAACAGUGCAAAUCUCCAGUGGCCAUAAAAGUAUUCAACAAACCUCAGGCCAGAGACAUUGGAACAAUGAGGCAUACUUUCAAUAAUGAAAUCAGAACCAUGAAGAAAUUUGAUUCCCCCAACAUCCUGCGUAUGUUUGGGAUUUGCACUGAUGAAACAGUGACCCCACCUCAGUUAUCCAUCGUCAUGGAGUACUGUGAGCUCGGGACCCUGAGGGAACUGCUGGAUCAGGAAAAGGACCUCACCCUUGCCAAGUGCAUCAUCCUGGUCCUGGGGGCAGCCAGAGGCUUAUACAGGUUGCACCAUUCGGAAACACCUGCAGAACUCCACAGAAACAUCAGCAGCACGAGCUUCCUGGUAACUAAAGACUGCAAUGUGAAGCUUGCAGGAUUUGAGUUGAGCAAAACACAGACUUCCAUCAGCUGACCAACUAAAGGAAAAGAAGCAGAGAGAGUCAAUUCUGCCACAUACAUCUCACCUCAGAGACUGGAAAAUGUGUAUAAUAAAUAUGACAUAAAAGCUGAAAUAUACAGCUUUGGAAUCGUCCUCUGGGAAAUCGCCACUGGGAAAAGCCCAUUUGAAGGCUGUGAUUCCAAGAAGAUCUACCAGCUGGUGGCUGUGGACCGGCAACAGGAGCCGGUGGAUAAAGAUUGCCCUUCACAGUUGCAGGAGAUCAUUGAUGAUUGCUGUGCAUAUGAGCCCUCCAGGAGGCCCUGUGUUAAAGAAAUCUUAGAGAGACUGUCUACUUUUUGUUAAGCCAAGUAUUGAAACUGAAACUGAGUCCCUGAACAAGGCGCUGGAAGAGCACAAGCUGGGCAUCUUUCUCCCUCAUAUCCUUCAGCAUGGAGUUAUUUGUGGGUGCAGGAAGGCAGCACUUGUCUGUUACAAAUAGAAAACAACUCCAGUAAUACAGAGCCCAUCCCACUCCAAAUGAUAUUGUCAAAAAUACACCUCUGAUGGUAACUCUGAUAGAUGUUUUACAAAAAUAUAUCUCUCUCUGGAUCCACACCUCUUGGCAAUUCUUGAUUUUUUUUAACCUAGAACAUUUUUUAAGUAAAAAAAAAAAAAAAAAAAGGUAAAGAAUAAACAUGAACAAGUUGAACAUUGAAAAUGAGUCUUUUCUAGAGCUUAUCAUCAGGUACUACUAUUUUCAUCUUUAAAAUCUUUUGUUCUCUUUGCUGUAGGAGCUACAGUGAACAUGCUCCCUUAUAGAUUAAUUAUACACUCUCUAGCAGACCCACAAGCAGAGGUAGAUUUACUGUGAAACUAAUAAAGCUUAAUCUUCAGGGCCCCUCACUCACACAAGACAUCUUCCAAAGUCUGGUACCUAAUUUUUUCCUCACCAUUUAUAAAUAUAAAUAUUUUCAAAUACACCGAAAAGUCAGUAGAAUUAUACUCUGACCAUCUGUAUAGUCACCACCUAGAUUCUAUACCUAACAAUUCACUAUAUUUUAUCACAUGCGUAUCAGUCGUCCCCUUCCUCUUCCCAUCCAUUGAUCCAUCCUUAUUUUUUAUGCAUUUAGAAGAAAAUUUCAGACAUCAGCACACUUCAUUCCUAAACACUUCAGCAUUUAUAUCAUUAACUGCAGUUCAAUAUUUGUUUACAGGGGUUUUUUUUGGCGGGGGGGAGGUAAACUUUCCAUGUUGUGAGAUGCACAAAUCCUAAAUAUACCAUUUGAUGAGUCUGACAAAUUCAUACACAUGAUUAAUCCAAACCCCAUCAAGAUGAUGAACAGUACCAUCAUGCCAAAAAGUUCUGUUAUGCCCACACAAUCAAUCCUUCUCCUCACUCUUGCCCCACAAUUCUGAUUCCAACAGCAUUUUUGAGGUAUAAUUGUCACACAGUAAACUACACAUAUUUAACAUGUGCAAUUUGAUGUUUUGACAUGUAUGCACCACUACAAUCAAGAUAAUGAAUAUGUCCAUCGACUCCCAAAGCUUCUUCAUGCUCCUUUAUAAUCACUCCCUUCCAUGCCACCCCCUCCCCAUUUCCCUAGGCAACCACUGAUCUGCUUUCUGUCACUAUAGAUUAGUUUGCAUUUUAAAGUUUUAUAUAAAUGAAAUCAUAUGGUGUAUAAUAAGUUUGCCUUCUUUCACUCAGUAUAAUUAUUUUGAGA